Messenger RNA from Spodoptera littoralis (African cotton leafworm), 1479 nucleotides. The record is from the annotation of a GenBank genome assembly. Lineage: Eukaryota; Metazoa; Arthropoda; Insecta; Lepidoptera; Noctuidae.
AUGAUAUUGGAAAUAUUAAUAUUUGUGAUAACAGUGAUUAUUACAUACUAUUUCUAUAGUAGUUGGAAAAUAAAAAACUACUUCAAACAACGAGAUGUGAAGUACAUGCCCGGUGUGCCGUUUUUUGGCAAUAUAUUUCAUUCUACUUUUCUAAUCAAGCAUUUUCUGGACGACCUUCAAAGUGUUUACGAUGCUUUCCCUGAUGAAAAAUACGUUGGCUUCCUGGAGAACUUGGCACCGGUACUGAUGAUAAAGGACCCGGAACUGAUCAAGUCUAUCACUAUUAAGGACUUUGACCAUUUCACUGAUCAUAAGGAGUUCUUCACGACAGAUUCCGAACCCUUGUUCGCGGGCAGCCUGCUGAUGAUGAAAGGUGAUAAAUGGCGCCAAAUGAGAACGACUUUAAGUCCAGCGUUCACCGGGUCUAAAAUGAAGAUGAUGCUGCCUUUAAUCGUGGAUAGCGCUGACAAUAUUAUCGAGUAUUUGAAUGAUCAUCAAUUUGAAGAUAUUAACGUAGACGACCUGAUGCGCCGGUACACGAGUGACGUCAUAGCGACUGCUGCCUUUGGUCUGAAGGUCAACUCUUUGAAAGACAGAGAUAAUGAGUUCUACAGAGUUGGUAGCUCUCUGUUUGAAUUCACCCUUACUCAGAGACUACUGAUGUUCAGUACUCUAUUCCCUUCAGUCUCAAAGAAACUUGGAACUCGUCUAUUUCCCGAGACGACGUAUAAUUUCUUCAGGUCAAUCGUUUCAUCUACAUUGGAAUAUAGAAAGAGAGAAAAAGUAGAGAGACCUGAUAUGAUCCAACUACUCAUGGAAACACCAAAAGAAUGGACCCCGGAUGAACUGACAGGCCAAGUAUUCAUAUUCUUUGCUGCUGGCUUCGAAACAUCUGCCAGUGGACUUGUCAUGGCUAUCCAUGAGCUAGCAUUACACCCUGACGUCCAAGAGCGAUUGUACCAGGAGAGCAGCCAGUUUAAGAACGAUAAGGAACUUACAUUUGACAAACUCAGCCAACUGAAGUACUUGGAAUGUGUGAUUAAUGAAACUCUGAGGAUAUGGUCCCCAGCUAUCUUUAUGGACAGAACCUGUGUGAAGACUUAUGAACUGCCUCCACCCAGAGAGGGUGGAAAACCAUGCAUUGUUAAACCAGGUGACGUUGUUUACAACAUGGUGAACUGUCUACAUAUGGAUCCGAAGUACUUCCCUGAGCCAACAGUCUUCAAUCCUGACAGGUUCUCAGAAGAGAACAAGCAUAACAUCCAGCCUUGUACCUUCGCACCAUUUGGGGGAGGUCCAAGGAUUUGUAUUGGAUUAAGGUUUGCUAUGAUGGAGAUCAAGGUUCUACUGCAUCAUAUUAUAAUGAACUUCAAGAUUGUGAAAACGAAGAAAACUUCGGAUCCCAUCAAGUUGAAGCCUCAUAUGUUUAAUAUUAGGGCUAUGAAUGGUACUUGGGUUAGUUUCGAGAAAAGGCAGUAA